This is a messenger RNA of Puccinia graminis f. sp. tritici CRL 75-36-700-3, 459 nucleotides long. RefSeq lists its product as uncharacterized. Lineage: Eukaryota; Fungi; Basidiomycota; Pucciniomycetes; Pucciniales; Pucciniaceae. The record is from RefSeq and is a predicted model, not a curated record. The coding region runs from base 1 to 459 and encodes 152 amino acids. The transcript has a single exon.
AUGAAUGCAGAAAAUUUCCAUAAUGAAAAACACAAGGUUAUGUGGAUCACCGGUUACUUUUGUAAACCAGACGGGAAGUUGGGGGACAACUGCGCUUCUUACGUUUGGUGGCGCGGCUUGAUGGCGAAGAAUGCAAAUCAUCAGAACUUGGAUCCCAAUACCGCUUUGUCGAAGGCUCCGUUUCUGUUGGAAGAACUUUUAUCGGGAGAAGCGUUUUUGGUGGCGAUUGAGACGACCUUUUCCAAUCACAAGGGAGAAGAAGAAGCUUGCAAAUCAUUACGGGUCAUGAAGCAAGGCAACACAUCCAUCGAAGAAUUCAACGUCUCAUUCAAUUCCUUACUCUACGCAGUCGAUCUCUCCGAGGCGUCAAAAUGCGAUCUGUACAACAAAGCUAUCAAUCCAAAAAUUAUUCAGCUCAGGAUCUUGCGAGGUGGCUGGAAUGGGGUGACAGUGUGGUAA